Messenger RNA from Coccinella septempunctata (seven-spotted ladybird), 5046 nucleotides. RefSeq names its product breast cancer anti-estrogen resistance protein 3 homolog. The transcript is spliced from 10 exons. Gene Ontology annotation, biological process: positive regulation of peptidyl-serine phosphorylation; small GTPase-mediated signal transduction. The record is from RefSeq and is a predicted model, not a curated record. NCBI's taxonomy places the organism in Eukaryota, Metazoa, Arthropoda, Insecta, Coleoptera, Coccinellidae. The coding region runs from base 417 to 3089 and encodes 890 amino acids. Gene Ontology annotation, molecular function: guanyl-nucleotide exchange factor activity; phosphotyrosine residue binding.
ACAUCAAACACGUACGUCCUUGCCUUCGACUUGGUAGCUAGCGGUUUACGAGCGCAACAAUGGUCUAACUUGGAAAUUAACGUUCCGUUUCAGUUGAACAAUAUUUGUCCACCUAGCUGCUUUGAUUUUAGUACAGUGCGACUUCGGCACGUGCUGCGAUCGCAAAUCGGCAAAUUUUCCGGCAGAUUCUCGCGUUAUUUGCGGAGUUUUCCCGGAAAAAACCGCGUGAUUUGGUGCUGUUUGAAAUCUAGAAGUGGCUCAGUGAGUUGUUUGUAUAUGAGGCAGGAUGAUCGUGUGAUUUUUGAGAAGUUAGCGAGGGCGAGUUGGGUUUAUUCUGAGUGCCAGUGAGAAAUGUCGGCAGAAAUGAUUGUGAAGUGUUGAAUUCGGUAUGUAGUGUCUCUUGUGCACGAGGAAAUAUGGGAAAGUCAAAUAGCAAAUUGAAGAAAACGAAAUAUUACAACAGCUUUUCCCUCAAUCGAUUCGCGUCACUUCCCACGAGAUUCAAGUCGAGGAUCCACAAAGUCAACGGUGUUCAGCAAGAUGUGUCCUCCGCGAAGAGCAUGGAGAUCAGCAAGUGGCUGCAGAACCUCGACCUGGAGGAGUACAAAGAAAACUUCUCGAAGUUUGGUGGGGUGGAAGAUAUCUUGGACCUGAGUGAAACGGACAUAAAAAAUUUGGGUGUGAAGAUAUCGUCACACAGGGCGUUAAUGGUUCACAGUUUGACGGUGCUUAGGGCCAAGUAUUAUGAUAAUUUCGAAAAAAAUCGAAAUAUGAAGCAGCCAACUUUGAGGCACAGCGUUGCAGUAGAUUCCAACAAAGUAGAAGACGACGAUGUAUUGACAGAUUUGACUACAGUCUCGGAAGUGAUUCAGAGCAAAAGUCUCAAUAAUCUGAUAAUGGAGCCCAUGGCGGAUACUUCCAUGAGCGCUCAAGAGCUCAAGAAAGCCUUGGAAUGGGAGCUGUCGCUAGACAGCAGGGACCUGAGAUCGCAUGCCUGGUACCAUGGUGCUAUACCGAGGUCUAGAGCUGAAGAUAUAGUCCGAGAAGAGGGGGGUUUUCUAGUUAGAGAUUGUACCUCGCAACCUGGAAAUUACGUACUUACAUGUAGGACCAAAGGCCAAGCUCUUCAUUUCGUCAUCAAUAAAUUGGUCAUACAACCUGACACUGUAUACGAAAGGGUCCAAUUUCAGUUCGAAGAUGACGCCUUCGAUACCGUUCCAGACCUCAUCACAUUCUACGUGGGUUCCGGAAAACCCAUAACGUCCCUUUCUGGAGCCAGGAUCCAAUUCCCGAAAAACAGGAUGUAUCCGUUAUCCUUCUAUGCCAGCAAAUACCCAACGCCCCUACCCCAAAGUAGACUGACGUCCCCAGCGACGACGCCCAUCGGAUGUUCGCACCCCAGGCACCCUUCACUGCCUGGCAGGAACUCAGGCUCGCCCACAAGGAUCACCAGGGACAACGUACCGCGUCUUCCGUCGAAGAAACAGCGUUCGCACUCGCUCACGCCGAACGAAGUGAACAGGGUGGCCCACGAAAAGUGCAAUAGUGCGGACGGUGUCAUACAAUCGCCGCUGAUGACGAGGUCCGCUGGUCCCGAGACCGUCUCUUCCAAUCUGAAGUUUUCCACGCACUCGUUACCGAGAACCACACACGCGAAGCUGUCGCUCUCGGUCAGUUCGAACACUCUGGGCAGAAACUGUCGAGUGACCAGUGAUCCCACCCUUUCCCCUUGCGCCGAGAGGAAGCUGUUCGAUGAGAACGACUCCCUGCUGUCGGAGUCUCCACCGCCGAAGCCUUCCAGGGUGCCGGGGAUGCAUCGCACAGAAUCCAGGGAUUCCGACGUGACGGAUUACCAACACACCUGCGGGUUCUUAACCCAUGGCGGCGUUCAGAGGGUCACGUCGUACCAUGCCUCUGGUUCCGACUCCGGGAAUGGCAGUGGAGACUCUGCUCUCAGUUCUGCCGCAGGAGACCCAAUAGAAAGCCAAAGAAACUCUGGAGUGAUAAUCAAAAAUCCCAGAUAUAACAUGUCCACCUCCGAAUCCUCGACGACCCUCAAGAACUUUGAUUUCGACUCCCAGGAAAUAGAACAAAAACUUUUAGAACGAUGUAAAGAAGAAAUCCCAAUACUAUCCAGGUUCGAUCUAGAUAACUACCAGACCCUGUUGUUGCCUGUUAACGAAAACAAACCCCUGGAUGCUCAAGCCCUCAGAGGCAUAAAAAUGAUACUUAAAGACUGUGGUUCUAGAAUUCUGGCAAACCAUUUGACAAGGACCGACCUAGAUGUGAUAUUCAAGCAAGACGAGAAGGACCCUCUUCAGCUGAAGAACGGUUUAGAACUGUGUACGUUACCACACGGGCACCAGUUCAGACUAGAUCUUAUAGAGAGGACAGAGUGUUUGAAGUUGCUGGUUGCUGUUACCAUAUUGACCUGCGCUGAUGAGGUGGAAAGAACCGAAACCUUGUACAAAUGGAUAGAAAUAGCAAUAGACACGAAAACUGCCCUUGGAAACUUGUUCGGCUUCUGCGGCAUAAUGCUUGGGCUUUGCCUACCACAGAUCGAAAGGCUUCACACAACUUGGCACAUGCUGCGCCAGAAGUACACGGACGUCGCCUUCAAUUUCGAAUCAAAACUCCGGCCAACGUUGAAGAACAUGAACAAUUGCUCAAACCCUCAAGCGCCUAACACUACCAUCCCCCACCUCCUGCCCUUCGUGAUACUUUUGGAACGGGACCUGGAGGACUUCCAGGUGGCAGGCGACCAAAACAGCCUGAGCAGCAGCUGCCUGGGGUUGCGCGAGCACAACUCCCAGGACUUCGGCCUCGCCGCCCUUCUCAACCACCUGCAGACAGCGCGGAAGUACGUAGACCAGAGCGCCAACUACAUCAGGAACGCGGAAAUAGUCAUGGCAGAGGCGCGGAUGGACGACCUCACCCUCAGCAUGUUCCAAACGGAGUUUCAUUUGAAGUUCCUCUGGGGCAGUAGGGGAGCAGGGGCCGAUUCGGCCGAUAGGCACUCUAAGUUCGAGCAGAUCCUCACCGUGAUGUCCGAGAAGUUCUGCAGCCUCAGAGACGACUCCGAGGUGUGAUUUUUGUGAUCUUUUGUACAUAAAUAGGGAGUUUGGAAAUUUUGCUUCGGGACUCGAUUGCACAAUAAACUGCGCAGCGAAAAAGACGUUUAUAUGAAUUAAUUGAACCUUUGCUAGAAAAGAUCCUGUUUUAUGAAUGCGUAUUCAGAAUUUACGGGGUCUCCAGUCUGAGAUGAUUACUGCAAGUGAUCACAGCACGUAAGCUGUGAUACCACGGCUAAAAAGCACGGAAAUUUCAAAUAUCCAUUCACAGUUUUCAGUCAUAAAAAUCUGUAUCAAUAUGUGUAUAGAAACAUAUUCAACAACAAAACCAUUUUUUGUCGUAUCAGAUCAAAAUCACUACAAUUAUUCCAUAUAUACGAGAUUGACAAAUAUUAUUUUUGGUCCAUACAUACCCAAAAACUCAAAAAAAUGUUUAUGGACUUGUUCCAUGAUCAUGUAGGUAUGUAAUUGACAAAAGGUGCUGAUUCGUAAAGAGAAAAUUUUUGUGCAAUCUUCUUAAGAAGGCAGUUUAUUGUGCAGUUUUAUUACUCGAAUCAGCAGUUUCCAUUAAUGUCAAUAUUUUAAUUUUCAUUUUUGGAAGCUGACAAGCAUAUUUAUGUUUCGACAUAUCAAUUCGUCAUUUUGUUUUUUUCGAAGUAUCGACCCUAGAACACCAAUAUCUGAAGGGCUUAUGGAUUUGAAAUUGAAUCGAGCUUUAAAAUGUUAAAAUUAAAACUUUUCGUAUUAUAAGAAGGUGCUCAUUUUGAACUUUAAGAUUAUGAUUUUAUGAUAUGAAAAAUCAAAAGUUCGGUCUGUUUUGAAUUACUGACAAUACGACUUUAAAAGACUGCCACUGUUUCUCUCCUUAUUUUCGAUUUAGUGCAAUUUUUCUAGUUGCUUCUCGGCAAUUAACUAACGAAUACAGUGUUCAAGGUGAUUACACACCUUAAAAUCCAGAGUAUUUUCGAAAUAUUAUAAAACUGGGAAACAUUUGUUAAAAUUGUACAUCGAAUAAAAAUGUUUUCUUGACACAAAUGAACAUGAGCUGAAGACAAAAUAUGGGGUUAUGUCAUUUUAAAACGUUAUUUUUUUACGUUUGUUGGAAUGUUAUUGAGACUCACAAAGUUGCAAUUCUGUUGAUUAACUUGAAAUAAAAAAUUAUAUGUGCACACUAUGGUGCAUAGGAGAGGUCUACCUAUGCAGGAAUGCUUGCGAAGGUAGACCGUUGGGUCUGUGGAAACAGACAACCAUACCAAAAAUAUUGGAAAACAGUAAGCGACUUACGCAGAAGACCGGGAAAACACAGAGAUAAACCGUACGCCGAUGUCACUUUUCGAUUUUUGUUGUACAGGUCUGUUCCCACAUAUGCUCCUGUCUAUCUCUGUAGGUAGACUUCUUAUCUACAAAAACUGCUGCAGCUUUCAUAAUACUUUAAAUUCAACCUACCUCAUGUUUUGAUGGCUCAUGUUUAGGAGCUUGAAAUUGAUGUACUUAGUCAAUAUGAUGAAAUUCACUAGAUUUAUAAUUUUCAUACGCUGAAUCCAUAAACAUCAACGUCAACCUUGGCAAGUGAAUCUCAACAGUAAUAUUGAAAAAACAUUGAGAAACCAUCAUUGACAUUGUUUAUAUAUAUUUCUUGUAAGACACCAACUUGAAAAUACUUGGAAAACUAUGUAAAAAUUUACAGAACUGUAAAAAUUUUAUAGAAAUGCUUUUAGAGGAGUUUACAAGCUUUUUUCAUUUCAAAAAAUUCGAUGUGAUGUCAUUAAAUGAAAAUAAUGAAACAACAUGUAUAACUAUUAUAAGAAUUUAUAAUUAUAUAAAUAAUAUUGUAUUGAUUUAAUAAUUUAUUAACGGGUCUAUUUGUUAGUUAGAAAUCAUGAAUAUUUCUAGUAGAUUUCUGUGUUACCACAGUGUUAAGAAUGAUUCCUAUAUAUAAAUAUAUCACAAAGAAAUAAACGAAUGUACAAAAUAA